Molecule: messenger RNA, 2441 nt
Organism: Cinara cedri
Lineage: Eukaryota; Metazoa; Arthropoda; Insecta; Hemiptera; Aphididae
Source: the annotation of a GenBank genome assembly
CUCUUAACUUAUCUCGUUUAAAUGCGUGGUAUACGUACGUAUUAUUGUUUACUGGUAAGUGGUAACUGAUAGUGGUUUAAUAAAAAAAGGAUACCUAUUGAAGAGGUAUGGAAUAAUUUGAAUUUUUAUUACUUUAAUUAAUUUUUAUAACACAAUUUAAACAUGUACCAUAUAACAAUUUACUAUAUUUGAAGUUUUUACCUUUUUCAACCGAAAUAUGGGUGUUACAAUGUUUGUAUUUAGCUCAUAAGCAUAAAUUGAAACCGUUGAUGGACAGUUACUAAUAAUAUAUAUUAUUUUUAAUAUUUCUAGUUUACAACAAUUUCCAAUGAAAGAAAAUCGUUCUGGAGCUCACAUAAUUGAAUUUCUUACAAAAAGAAUUAUUGCACUUGGUGCCAAACAAUGUGGUACAUUUCUUGUUGACUGUGAAACGUAUGCCUCUAUACCUCAAUUAGGUAAUUUGUUAUGAAAUAUUAUUAAAACAAAAUAUUAGUUUAAUUUGAAAUAUUUGUUUAGGUGUCCAACGAACAUUGCAUGUAUUCCAUAAUUCUGAACAGCCAGCAUCGGUUUUUGCAAUCCUUGAUAAUGGAACCGGGAAAACUGUACCUGUUGUAGCAGAUGCAUUAUUUGAUUUACUUUUAUUGAAGAUGUCAUCUGUUUAUACGUCUAAAAAAUCUAAAGUUGAAAUAAGAGGUCCUCGAUUUGAAUUAAACGAUUUUGUUAUUAAAAUCGGUGCUAUAAACAUCAAUCACAAUGUUAAAGGCAUUAUUGUAGAAGUAAGCACGACUUAUUAAAUAUUAGUGUAAAAUUAAAAUUUGGUCCAAAGUGUUGUAUUUUCAAAUUUGUACAAAAUAAAUAUUUCUAUAAAUGAAUUUAAAAAGUAUUAUUAUUAUAUUUCUUACAAUUUAAUAAUAAUUAAUUUUAUGUUCAGGCAGAAUAUAGGCCUUGUGUUGUGUUUGGUUUAUGUUGGGAUAUGUUACGAGAAUUUCUUCAAGGAUUUUUAGGAUCAUGUGUUUCAAAUGUUCCUCCACAUUAUUUUCAAGUAAGAAAAAUACCUACAUUUGUUAAUAGUAAAAAUAAUUAUAGUUAGUAUAAAUUAAUAGGUUAAUAAAAUAAAAUUGUAUUAGGUACAAUAUAUUAUAUUUCCAACUAAUAAUAAUUGUUUGCAACACUUGAAAUGUAAAAAUAAAUCAAAUUAAUACUCAUAUUUGAAAAGAUUGAAUUUAACGUUACUUUGACAAUUGUAAAUUCUGUAUAUUUACAUUUAUUGGUAGAAGUCUUUAGAAGUUAAAAUGAACAUGAUUUGUGAUCUAUAUUUGUUUUUGAAUUUUAUAACUUUUUAAAUUUAUUUUUCAGAAUCGUAUAAAUGAUAUAUUUCAACCACUAGACACCAUUCAGCAAUAUUUAGAUCAUAUAACUAUAUACAGAAAAGCAACAGGAAUUUUACAACAAUAUAAUACCAAUAGUACUUGAAUAUUUAAGUGUUCAAUGAUUUGUUCUCUUAUAGAGAAAUUUUUUAAAUUGAUUUUAUUACCUACAAACUAUUUAUUAUUAUUGUUUAAUAAAUAACAAUAUUUUAGUGGAAAAACAAUGUAAUAUAAUAAUUCUAUUUUUAUUAAAAUUUAAAGUCUUGUAUUAAUGUAUUUUAUUUGACUUGUGGAAAUAAGCAAUACUUAGGCAGCUCUUCUAUUCCUUUCUUACUGCAGUUUACAUGAAAAAAUCUUGAAAAACCAAUAUAAGUGUUGUCAAACUAGGUUUUUGUUGGUCUGCACAUAAUUUUGAUAAUUAUUUAAAAUAUAGUUUACUUCUAUAAAUGGUUGCAAGAAUUUUUGUCCAAUGCCAUUUUAUCCAAUAUUUUUUAAGUCUGAUACAAAUUAGUCCAUUACUUUUAAUGCCCAAUGUACUUUACCCUUUUUUUUUUUUGCCUUCAUCGCAACUAUUUGUGAUCGCUCACUCUCAACCUAAACUUCCACUUGUUCUGAUCCCUGAUAUUGCCAUUGCAUACUCAUAUAUUAUUUUCAAUUAUAUCCAACCACUUUUUACAGUCCAACACUGGACCAUACAACAUAGUCGGUCCACCACUCUUGUAGAACUUAAGUUUCGUUGGAAUCCUCAUCAUAUAAAACACCCAACGAUUCUCACCAUUUCAUCCAACUGCCCUUAAUCAUGUCUUUAAUGUCCUCAUUAAAAUCAUCGUUUUCCCAGGUAUUGAAAGUACUUAAUCUCACAGCUUAUUGCCAUUAGAUUUCUUAUCCAGUUCCUCCAAAUUUAUAUCUUCCAGAUAUUCUUCUAUCAAAAUUAUAUCAUCUGCAAACAUCAUGCACUAUAGUACUACACCUUGUAUUUUCUUCAUAUUUCAUCCAUUACAAUAGAAAAUAGGUAAGGGCUCAAAACUGAUUCCUGAAUCAAUAUACACACCUAGACUAACACCAAAAUUGUCC